CCGGCAUGUUUGGCCAGAUUGACGUCCUCUCAAUCCCAGGGGCAGGGCUGAGAAGCCUAGACUUCUCCUCCGAUGUCCACGCCAUGUUUGCCGAUCUCUUCGUCCCCAGCAGCGAGAACAAUGCCCAUUGCCAAAUGGAGCCGACUCCUUCUCCAUCAAACUUACCUUGCCGGGCCUUUGUCAGGACAUAUGGCAGUGAGGAUGCUAUUCUCAACGCCUACUACGACUUUAUUCAUAACUAUUUCCCCAUACUUCCACCGAGAGUCGACCCCCAAGCUCCAGAUCGGCCUCUGGAUUGCGUCGGUUCCUUUACGGAGACACCGUCAGAAGACCCAUUGCUCGUAUAUAGGCCACGGUCCCCUCUGAGCCUUGCAAUAUCGGCGAUCAUGGCCCUCGUUCCACACCCAAACGACAUAGAACCGUCGAGUCCUACGUCUGUUAUCCGCCGCCGGACAUUCGCACAUACGUUUGCGCAAAUGGCCAAUGCUGCCAUAGAGACCGAUUGCGAGCUUCAUGCUUCGUCCACCGACCCCUCGGAGGCAUUAUCAAGCGAGAGGCCUCUCAUUGAUCGAGAGCCGUUCCAUCGCCAGACGCCAGUGGAGCUCGAAAGUGUCCUCGCGCUUCUGGUGCUUUCAAUCUACGAGUAUAACCAACGAGGCAAUCUCCUGAAAAUGAGAUAUCGUGCUGGCCAAGCUCUGGCCAUAGCGUUGGAUAUGUCUCUACAUUCUCUAGGGGAAGAAUGUGACGAGUUUGCGGAAGCUCGGCGGAGAGCUUGGUGGAUGACUUAUUAUUGUGUCCUCCAGGGCUCAAUCGUCAGCACAACGCCCUUAGCUAUUGUCGCGAAUGAUCCCCAGUUCAUCACACCAUAUCCGCGUUUCUCGGCCGACCCUGAUGGCUGGUCUGUCUUGAUCCAAGCGCAACAAGUCCUUGUCUCCGCAACCCAAUUCAUCAUCGAUCUCAACAAAUGUCUCUCCACACGGACCAACAUGCCUUACAUCUACGAACGCAUGCAGCAACUUGACGCGUGGGCGAGCUCUGCCUUGGCGCAGUCAAACCUACUUCCCAUCGUGCCUCAGUCCAUGGCCUGUGGCGGCGAGAUCGAAUCAAUAACGGCCCAGAGUAUACGUGCAAUAUCGCGGAUCAAAUUAUCCAGCGCCCAAAUCAAGGUGCAUCGCUUCCGGGCGUUCUCGGAUAUUCCCAUUUUCCUCAAGAAGCACUGUGAUCUUACCUCCGCCAGCCCCAACAACCCGAUGUCGAAUUCUGCCGCCAAAGAUUCCAGGUCCCAAAGCGGGAUUGCAAACAUUGGAUGCUCGUGUAGCCUCGGCCCAUUUGAGCAGACUCCAAGUGACUAUGCCUCUUCGACGUCUUCGGUGUCGUCAGAUAUGCAACCCAUGUCGCAGUAUCCCUUCGCAAAUGGAUUCCCCUAUAGCAUUCAACAUUCCGCGAAGAUGUGUCUCAGAGCAUCCCUUUUGAUUUCACGCAUGUUCUACGGUUUACCCCUGCCACAACCGCUUCUUGAUAAUUGCUCGACCCAGCAGGGGCUGCCUAUGCUACCGAAUCAACUGCCACGAACCAUGCCGUCGUUCGCGUGCUGCCUGAUGCAGGGUAGCUAUGCAAUGUUGAUGAUAUACUACAAGGCACGCGUGGAGAAACAAAUGUCCCCCGACUAUGGGACUGACGGUACCCCGAAUCCCUCGGACCGGCUCAUUGAAGAAAUUCGGAAGGGACUGGAGCGCAUAAUUGCUACUGUUACCAACUAUGCGACUGCAUUUGAGGCGUUGGACGGAAUGAGGGAUGAAAUCGCGGGCGCAUAUCAUACGGCGUUUUCUCCGGCAUAGAAAUCUUCGUUGCAGAUUUAUCUCAACCAUUUUUCUCAAUUUUCAGAUCUUCCUCGAUGGAAUUGACUGCUUCCUACAUAUAGUUCCCGCUAAUAUAGGGAACAGAAGGUUAAUGAUUCAUCUGGUUCAUUCUUUCUCCGUCUUUCAGCCAAGACGGUUCCUACAUGGGUGUCAUGUGGUGUUUUGCUGAUAUCGCUUCUCAUGGUUAUACCAUUUGAUUUUAUUUCUAUGAGCCUGAUGUGGAUCUUGAAAGCAAAUAACCCCACAAUAAAGCUUUUACUAUCCACUUAUGUAUCAUUUUAUGUAUAUAAUUCUACCCAGUCAUAUAAAACUAAUCCUCCCUUUUUCCUCUUCCCUUUCCCCUUAUGCCUGUUGAAUGUUGGGUCCCUUGAAGUAUACGUGGUCGCUCGAUCCAACCUGAGGUCUCCGUGACCCUCUCUGU
Molecule: messenger RNA, 2280 nt
Organism: Aspergillus ibericus CBS 121593
Lineage: Eukaryota; Fungi; Ascomycota; Eurotiomycetes; Eurotiales; Aspergillaceae
Exons: 7
Coding region: 6-1838 (610 amino acids)
Biological process (GO): DNA-templated transcription
Molecular function (GO): zinc ion binding; DNA binding
Source: RefSeq, a predicted model, not a curated record